Molecule: messenger RNA, 1118 nt
Organism: Lycium ferocissimum
Lineage: Eukaryota; Viridiplantae; Streptophyta; Magnoliopsida; Solanales; Solanaceae
Product: RPM1-interacting protein 4-like
Exons: 4
Coding region: 153-899 (248 amino acids)
Source: RefSeq, a predicted model, not a curated record
CUUAAAGUUGCCUUCCUUUGUAUCUUCUUUUCUCCUUCCCUUCUCUUUCUCUCUUUUUGAGUUCUUGUUGAAAACUUUCCUCUUUUAGUCUGAAGCUCUGCUCGAGAAACUGUUAUCUGUUUUUUCUUUUCCAAACAGCUUGGUCAAGAGCAAUGGCUCGUCCGAAUGUGCCCAAGUUUGGCAAUUGGGAAAGUGAAGACGACACUCCCUAUACCGCCGUUUUUGACAAUGCAAGGAAAACUCGUGGUGGUGGAAAGAUAAUAAAUCCAAAUGACCCUCAAGAGAAUCCAGACAUGUUUCCCAAUGUUGCUCCUCCCUCCAAACCUAAAACUCGGGUGAGUAGAGAAGAUGGUGAUUUUCGUGCUAAUUCUCCUGCCCGUAAUGGAGGUCGUGGAUCAAAUUCUGGUCGACCUGCUAGACAAAGUGGAGGUUCGGAUCACGGCAUUGCGAAGUCACCACUUCACCCGAAUUCCCAUUAUAACCAGGCAAAGAUAUCGGGACGAGUAGCUGCAUCUCCUGUCUUGGAAGGGAAGAAUUCAUAUGAUAGUAGCCAUGGUACUCCUGGAAGAUCAUUUGAAAGUGCUCGUAAUACUCCUGGAAGAUCAUUUGAAAGUGCUCGUAAUACUCCUGGAAGAUCAUUUGAAAGUGCUCAUGCUACUCCUGGGAGGUACCAAACGAAGCAAGAAAGUCCUGAUAGAGGAGCUGUAGUUCCAAAAUUUGGCGAAUGGGACGACAAUGAUCCUCAAGCUGCAGAAAACUACACUGAGGUUUUUAACAAGGUGCGAGAGGAAAGACACGUUGAUUCUGGAAAUCCAGGCGCAGUUGGUAGAGCAUCUUACAGCACACAAAGGAAUCAACGAAACGAAAAGCAAAAGAGUUGCUGCUUUCCUUUGUGGUGAAAUUGAGAGCCUUGCUUUUCUGGUGAUCUGAAGCUAUAAGUGGAUGUGUAAAUAGAUCAACAAUUUCCUGUGCUAUGCCAAUUUUUUCUAUGUUACGAGGCUUCUUGUAGCAAUAAGUUUGGGCUAGUGGUUUCUUGUCUUUGUUACGCUUUCAGCUGAAUUUUGCAAUUGUAUUGUCUACUUAUUGUUUUAAUCAUGUUUUGUUUGUUCCUAAAUCAA